ACCCCCUGUUUUUGAAAAAUAAAAAAAUUUCUUUGAAAAUUCAAAAUGGUGUUCUUGGUCGAGAAUUGAGGUUACUGUACUUUUGUUGAUAACUAAAAAUUGAUUUAAUUCGAGUAAGACUGUUCUUCGUGACAUGAAAAAUUGACCCAACAUCCAAUUUUUCUACUCUUCGUAGAAAAUACGCUGGGGUUCCUUACCCGAUUAUCACCGGAAAGUUGAAUUGCAAUGUUAAACGAUGUUUAACAUGGAAGACGACGGCCAGAUGUCAUUCGUUGAACUACAGACCAUCACCGAAGUCGAUCUUAAACUCGAGCCGGAUGACUCGAUGAGAGAAAAUUCAGAAAUGUGCGUAGCUGAUAAUUCCAAUCAAUCGUACACCACUACUUCAAUGAACGAUGACUACGUUUUAGCUACCAUUCGUGAAAUCGACAUCAGAGAGUUGCCCGAAGAAGAUGCGGCUGCCGAAAAACCCAAAAAGAAACGUAUCAAAACCGGUAAAUUGAAAAAGAAAAAAUUAAAAUCACUCGGCAACGGAUCCUGCGUCAAGAAAAAGAAAAGAACUAAGACGAAGAACGACACCGACGGUUCUAAUAAGAAAGCGAAAUGCGAAUACCCUCGUUUAUGUUCGGGUUGCGGACACGCUUACAAAACCAAGCAAUCGUUUUGGAAUCAUAAACAGCGAUGUACGAUGUUACCACAAAAUAACCGAAGUCGUUCCGUAGACGAGAACGGUUGCCCUAUCGAGGGCGAAAAUGGCGAAUACGUUCGCCGGAAAGAAUACAUUUGCGCUCAUUGCGAAAGACCUUAUCGUAAAAAGUAUAAUUUACAAGAACAUCUGAAAAAUACUUGUCGAGGUAAACCCUGCAGCAAAGGCAGAUUACAGUGCUGGGAAGAAGGAUGUUUGCAAGCUUUUUACAAAUACGUCGAUCUCGUGCAACACGUUACGUUGCAGCAUGGUCAAGAUUUACAAAUACAAAAACUACAGUUUCCUAAUUUCACCGCUUUUAAUAAUUGGAAAACCGAAGAGAGUAAUUCCAAGUUUAUGUACGCUCGUAAAAUAACCGGCUCUAAGCGGUUUUCGAAUACUAAAUACCAUUACUUCGUGUGCCAGUUUAAUCAUAGAAACGAGAAGAAAAAUAAUAACAGAAAAACCAAUCGAAGAAAAUCAAUGAACUUGGUAGUACCGAAUUACAAUUGCCCGAGUCGUAUUAUGGUCAAAGAAUGCGAGAAUGUUAUUCAAGUAACCUAUAUUUCAUCUCAUAACCACGAACUGAAUUUAUCCAACGUCAAGUACCAACCGUUAGAAAAAGAAACCAGAACUUACAUCAAGACUUUACUCGGACUCGGCGUAACGGCUAAAAAAAUCAUCGAGCAUUUACAAGAAGGCGUCGGUAAUCCGGAAAUCGACAGCUUCCUUUCGACUAAACAACAUUUCAUCACGUUGAAUCGAAUCAAACGUAUGGAAUCGAAAUUGAAAGCUAAAACUCGAGCUCGUCAAGCAGCAGAGCAAGUAAAUCAAGAGAAUUCCAUUCCUUCCAUCGAACCAGAUCCCGCCAUCCAAGACGAUUCGUAUUCUCCUGUUAACCAUUUCAUCUCGGAUCCUUGUGGUACUCAAGCUGUCGCAGCUUGCAGCAAUACGACUCCUGUAUCGACCUCUAAGCAAAGUAAGAAAGAACCCGACGAGGUUGUCAAAUCGAUCGAAAAUAACAUGAAGAAAUUACGCGGUUUCAUGCAUAAACCUGGUAUCAAAGAAAAACUAUCCGAUCGUAUUUCGAAAAUGAUCCAAGAUUUGUGCAACGAAUGCGAAACCGUCGAAAGCACCGGAUCCGUUGCUACGCCUAAAAAACCUCGAGCUACUCGUAAAAAGAAAACUCCUCCAGCUGUAGUUCCUCCAACGUUACCACCCCCUCAACCUCAAAUCGAACUACAAAUGCAGCCUCAGCCCCAGCUACAAAUCCAACAAGCCAUUAUUAUACCUCAACAAACCAUGAUGCCUCAACAACAGCAACACCUUCAGCAGCCUCAACAACAACAACAGCAUCUCCACCAACAGCAACAACAACAGCAACACCUUCAUCAACCUCAACAUGUGAUUACGACAAUCGAUCCGAAUUGUAUCGUAAACGUGAAUACAAUCGUUACCAAUAUACAAACCAGACAAGGUAUCAGUUUCACUCCGCAUAUUGACGGAACGAGCGACCUUCUGAAACCAAUUUUUCAACCAUUCAACGUAAAUUUGUUAUGUUUAAAGUCCAUCGAUACGUAUAUUUCGCCUCAAGAAGUCAAUUUACUCAAAUACGUCGAUGACAGUUUCACCUUAGGGUGGUUAUGUGAUGCUGUAGUCGAUAGUUUCUUAAACUUAAUUUGCCAAUCGGCCGGCAAUGUUCUAGCUGCCAAUACGACUAUAACGCAAUACGUUCAAAAUCACAACAAAGUACCCGACGUAUGGCUUCGUUACAAUUGGAACGAUAUAGAUACCAUAUUCAUACCUUGUAAUCCAUCGAAAAAGCACUGGUUUUUGAUGGUCGUCCUAGUGAAGCAAUCAGAGCUGCAGAUUUUAGAUCCAGCUAGUACUUUCGAAACGUAUCCGAAUAUUGUGAAAAAAUACGCAUCUUCGAUCAACUUCUGGUACAACGUGUUGAAAAAUUUCCUAGGCAUGCUCCAAUGUAAAGUCACAACGCCGGAUCACAUCAAACAAAACGAUCCCUCCGAUUGCGGCGUCCUCGUGUGCUGGUACGUGUUCCAGUACAUGAAUAAGAGAAGUUUAUUAGAUAACGUUGAUUCGGAUAGCUUUCGAAAGUAUAUUUAUAAUACUAUUAUUAGCAAUUCUCAACGUGUAGAGUAAGGCUGUACCCGUACGCUUUCAAUUUACUAUUUUUUUCCCCCAAUAUUGUAUGAUUAAAUCGUUUUAAUUUUUUAAGCAUCGAAUGUACACAAGUACGUACAUUGUAUCGUUUUUAUGUUUCGUUUAUACUAUUGAUAUUUUCAACCAUUUACUUUUUUAAAUUUAUUAUUAUUUUUUUUUUGUAUAUUUUCCUCGUGUUUCUAUUUUUUUUCUCUUUGUGCUUAAUGUUUUCUAAAAACAUUGUUGGAAAUUUCAAAAAUUUUCUUCAAAAAUAUUUCGUGAGGAAAAAAACAUUGAAGGCGGAUUGUUCUUGGUCUGUCGAAUAUUAUUAAUUUUUUUUUUCUUUUUCUAUUCACGCGAUGUGAUCGAUUUUUUCCCAGUUUUUUCUCAUUUCAGUGAAUUUGAAAUUAUGCUUUUAUAUUGCAUUAUCCUUAAAAGGCACUUCUGCCAUUUUUUUUCACUUGUUGUAAAUUUUAUCAAAUGUUGACUAACUGCCAGUUUAGCAACUCAGUUUCCAGAAGACUGAAUCUACAGAGCUAUGGAUAUUUUGAAUGAAUUCAAAGUUAUUACGUCGUUUUAUUGACUAAAAAAUAUCCUGCGAUGUAUGAUUAAAAUACUGAAAUGUAUAAUUAAAUUAUUUUUUUUUCUAA
Messenger RNA from Planococcus citri (citrus mealybug), 3495 nucleotides. RefSeq lists its product as uncharacterized. Lineage: Eukaryota; Metazoa; Arthropoda; Insecta; Hemiptera; Pseudococcidae. Gene Ontology annotation, molecular function: cysteine-type peptidase activity. The coding region runs from base 236 to 2845 and encodes 869 amino acids. Gene Ontology annotation, biological process: proteolysis. The transcript is spliced from 2 exons. The record is from RefSeq and is a predicted model, not a curated record.